Aplosporella prunicola CBS 121167 is the source of this 1030-nucleotide messenger RNA. RefSeq lists its product as uncharacterized. Lineage: Eukaryota; Fungi; Ascomycota; Dothideomycetes; Botryosphaeriales; Aplosporellaceae. The transcript is spliced from 2 exons. The record is from RefSeq and is a predicted model, not a curated record. Bases 1 to 873 code for a protein of 290 amino acids.
AUGGCUGCUCAACCUACUGCACAGCCUACCCCCGGCGAGCCCGCCGCUGUUAAGCCCAUCGCGGCUCAGUCCGGCGCUGCUCAACCCACUGGUUCUCAGGGCGACACUCAGUCUGCUUCCCAUGGCGGCACUCAGACCGGCACUCAGACUGGCUCCCAGACCUGCACUCAAGUUGGCACUCAGGCUGGCACUCAAGCUCCCAAGUCCGGCGUUCAGCCUAUUCAGGUUCAACCUACUCAGACCAGCAUCGAGCCAGUCACUCAGUCCAAAGCCACGGCUCCGCCGGUCGGCAUUCAGACUCAAUCUGAGACUAUUGCUGAGAAGGUCGACCAGGAGGUUGCUGCUAAGCUUCGCGACGAUCCCAUGCACAUCACUCAUGAAGAUGCUGCUCGUGCUCAGAGCGCCGAACAGCGUGCUCUGGGUCACCGUCCUCCGCAUGGCAGUAUUGCGGCUCAAGCUCAAUCCCAGGCUGACAAGGUCGAUAACUUCCAUGCUGUAGCCGACCCCGUUCAGCAAGAGAUGAAGACCGACCCGUCCCACGUCACUUCCGAGGAGGCGCGUCACGUUCUGAGCGCCGAGCAUAAGGCCUUGGGUCACUACCCUCCCAAGGACAGCCUCUCUGCUGAAGUCCAACGCCUCGCUGCUGCUAAUGAGCGCUCGGCUGGUACCGCAAUUGGCACUGCGACCAACACAGAUACCAAGGAGGCCACCGGCACUACGGACACCACGGCCAAGGUCAGCAACACGAACAAUGCCGAUACCACUGUCAACACGGGAACUCAGACUAGUGCCUCCUCUAACAACGAGAACAACACUCCCGUCAGUGGCGCUAACAGCGCCAACCCUGCCACCGCAGCUGACUUGAAGGGCUGAUUGGAACUUAUGCCUGGUUUGAGGGGGUUACUCCGCGCUGGAGGCCUUCCAUCGGUCUUUGAUAGCAGGCGUCAUUGUGGAUGGGAGUCGGAGCUGCGAGGUCAAGUCGAUUCAGUCUCGGCCGCACUGCUCUAUAGCGAUGGGCAGCAACACCAGC